CUUUCCCGAAGUGACCCUUGCACCCUUCCCCUUCGUUCGGCCCGUCCCUGGCCGCUCUCGCUGGCCGCGACCCGCCCGCGAAGUGUCGACAUGGCCUCCCCAGGCCCUAGCAGCCUUACCGCGCGUCCUCAUCACACGGGUCGACUGCAUGGGAGGUCGCCCACGCUCGCCCGGGCCCCGCGCCGGUGCCGUUUUUUGUUGGCGCCGCCCCACGGCCGGGUCCGCGCCUCCCGGCCGCCGGCGCGGCCCCGUGAGGUGAGCCUCGAGUUCUCGAGCUUGAACCCCUACGUCCAGGCGCUCUGUGAGCACCGCAGGGAGAUCUCCGCUGGCCAGAAGGAGCUCGCGGACGAGGCCGUGGACUCCCUGGAGGUCCGGAUGGCGACGCAGCGGGCGAGUGCCCUGGCGACGCUGGAGGUCCCCGCCGGGGCCCCGCGGAGCGCGGCCGACGGCGCCGAGCCUGGCGAGCCGCUGUGCAGGCGGUGGCCGUGCGACGGCGCGUUCGACAGAGGCGGACAGCACACGGCCGUCGUCUCCAUCCUCGCGCCGGAGGAGAACGAGCAGUGCGGCUGCGCCUCCACUGGGAGCGCCGCGGCGGCGGCCCGGCCCGCGGGCGGCGCCCCCGCGCGGCUGCUGUGAGGGGCUCGGGCGCGGCGCGCGCGGUGGGCCGAGGAGCGCCCGCGGCUGCGCGGCCGGCGAGGGGGCGGCCGCCCGAAGAGAAGACCAGCAUACGGUUGGGGGGCCCACGCCAAGGAGCACCCUGCUCGCCUCUGGGGUGCCCCAGGUUUUUCCUGCGUUCCGAUGGUCUUGCCACGGAGAGCGUGACGCUCCCACGCCGA
This is a messenger RNA of Prorocentrum cordatum, 836 nucleotides long. Lineage: Eukaryota; Dinophyceae; Prorocentrales; Prorocentraceae. The record is from the annotation of a GenBank genome assembly.